This is a messenger RNA of Poeciliopsis prolifica (blackstripe livebearer), 13662 nucleotides long. Its product is annotated as glutamate receptor ionotropic, NMDA 2B-like. NCBI's taxonomy places the organism in Eukaryota, Metazoa, Chordata, Actinopteri, Cyprinodontiformes, Poeciliidae. Gene Ontology annotation, biological process: excitatory postsynaptic potential; monoatomic ion transport; synaptic transmission, glutamatergic. Gene Ontology annotation, molecular function: NMDA glutamate receptor activity; transmitter-gated monoatomic ion channel activity involved in regulation of postsynaptic membrane potential. The record is from RefSeq and is a predicted model, not a curated record. Gene Ontology annotation, cellular component: plasma membrane; postsynaptic membrane; NMDA selective glutamate receptor complex. The transcript has 17 exons. Bases 1163 to 6283 code for a protein of 1706 amino acids.
UAGGCUGUGCUUGACUAGCAGCAGCAGCAGCAUCAACUUCCCCUCCCCGAACCUCCCCACUCCCCAACGAUGCCUUUUUUUCCCCCCCUUUUUCUCUUUUCUUUCUCACACUGAGCAAUAUUGGUGACGCCGUCCGUUGCCACUGCAACAAUGUCUCGCCUGUGCGUGGGGCGUGCGGCGUCUGAGCAGAGUUGAGAGGGGAAAAAAGCGGAGAGGACAUCUGUGCCUGGUUUUCCGUCAUCUGGAUGGGAAGUGCUUUUUGGCAGGGGAGACAGAGAGAGAAGAAAGCGGAAGGCAAGCCGGGGAAGGGGAACAACUGGCACCAGCCAAUCCCCCCCUGUCCACUCUCAGACUGGAGACGACGGAGGCCACCGGAGUAUUUGCUUUUAUCUUUCGUUUUUUGUUCUUUUUUUUCCUCAUUGCGCUGCUGGGAGGUGCUUUGCCUUUUCAUUUGCUCGCUCUUUCGGUCCUCUGCCUCCUCAUCUAUUUUGCCAUUUACCUGGUCAACAAUUUCGUCCAUUUAUGAGCCAGACAAGGAGGGAGAGGGGGAGAGAGAGAGAAGCAGAAAGACAGAGAAAAGGAGAAAGAGACAGAGGAGGGGGAUUUUUGUUCCCCCCUCUUUAUCCUCUUUUAUCCCCUCCAUCCAUUCUUCCUUCCCUUUCCAUUGCUUUCCCUCCCUGUGCAGCCCACGCUCCCUUCUUCCUCCCUCCCUCCCUUCCUCCCUGCCUCAUCCUCCUCCCCCUCCACCCGUAACUUUGGCUACUUUCUUUUUUUUUGACUCCACCUGUCGUUUUAUUUAUUUCCUUUAAGCAGCUCUGAUAGAGUCUUUUUAUUAGCUUUCGUUGUCUUUUCUAUUUAUGCCUUUUUCACUUUUAUACCUAUUUCCCCCCUUCUUUUUUCCCUCCUUAUGCAUCUUAUCUGGCUGGUACCUAACUCUAACCGUAGAGUGGCAGACGUAAGAAAAACAAGAUUCUCCGAGCAUCUUUUUUCCGCGGAGGAGAAGUGACGGCGCUCCAGUGGAGCGCAAUUACCUCAACAUUGAUGCUUUGCUCCCUUGACCGUCUGAGGAUUUUACCUAAAACGGCUCCUCGCUCAGUCUGAGGCUAUGAAAGGGAGAGAGGAGUCCCAGGCCGCACCACCAUGCUACUUCUGAGAAGCUGGGAUGAGACUUUGGCUGGCAAAACACGAGGUAUUUCUCUCCCGCUCCUACAUUAUGCCUCUUCGUGGACGCUGCAGCUCCUCCCUGCCUCACCGACAUGCUGGGGCUCAUUUCUCCCCCCGAAUGGUUGCUCAGGUGCAACAUGGGGCUCGGACCCUUUAUCCACCUCCAUCGAUUCACCGCACCACAGGCACGCCUUUAUGCCUGCCUCUCCUUUUUCUGCUGCUCUGUCUUCUCCACCUACCCCCAGCCUGUCACUCACGGAGAGAAAAGGGCGGAGGAGGCGGUGGCGGCCAUUACAUGCCCAUCCCACAGCCCCCUCCUCACCACAUGGCCCUGCCUAACAUCCUGCGGGGCCUGAGCAUCGCUGUCGUACUGGUGGGGAACUCCAGCGAGGUGGCGUUGGCAGGGGCCAGAGAGAAGGAGGACUUUCUCCACAUUGCUCCGAACGUGGAGGUGCUGACCAUGAAUGAAACGGACCCCAAAAGCAUUAUAAAGAGCAUCUGUGACCUGAUGACAGAGCACUGGCUGCAGGGUGUCGUGUUUGGGGACGACACAGACCAGGAGGCCAUCGCGCAGAUCCUGGACUUCAUCUCAGCCCAAACCCACAUUCCCAUCCUCGGAGUACGUGGAGGCUCUUCGAUGAUCAUGGCCGCCAAGGAUGACAACUCCAUGUUCUUUCAGUUUGGCCCCUCCAUCGAGCAGCAGGCUUCUGUCAUCCUGAACAUCAUGGAGGAGUACGACUGGUACAUCUUCUCCAUCGUCACAACGUACUACCCCGGUUACCAGGACUUCGUCACCAAGAUCCGAAACACCAUCGAGAACAGCUUCGUCGGCUGGGAGAUGGAGGAAGUUCUGCUGCUUGACAUGUCCGUGGACGACGGCGAUUCAAAGAUCCAGAACCAGCUGAAGAAACUACAGAGUCCAGUGAUUCUUCUCUACUGCACAAAAGAGGAGGCCAACACCAUCUUCGAGGUGGCCCACUCCGUAGGUAUCACUGGCUACGGUUACACCUGGAUCGUCCCUUCGCUGGUUGCUGGAGACACUGACGUAGUGCCUGCAGAGUUUCCCACAGGUCUGCUCUCCGUAUCCUACGACGAGUGGGACUAUGGUCUGGAGGCCCGUGUUCGGGACGGCGUGGCGAUCAUCACCAUGGCGACGUCCACCAUGAUGAUGGACCGCGGACCUCACACCCUGCUGAAAUCUGAAUGCCAUGGAGCGCCGGAAAAGAAGACCCCAAUCUCAGGCAACCCCAAUGAAGUCCUCAGGUACCUGAUGAAUGUGACAUUUGAGGGGCGCAAUCUGUCGUUCAGCGAAGAUGGGUACCAGAUGCACCCCAAGCUUGUCAUUAUUCUGCUCAACAAAGAGAGACAGUGGGACCGGGUGGGUAAAUGGGAGAACGGCUCCUUGUCCAUGAAGUACCACGUGUGGCCUCGCUACGAGCUGUAUGGAGGCGCGGCAACCAGGGAAGACGACCACCUGUCCAUCGUGACGCUGGAAGAGGCUCCGUUUGUCAUUGUGGAAGACGUGGACCCGCUGAGUGGGACCUGCAUGAGGAAUACCGUCCCCUGCAGAAAACAGAUCAAAGCGCUCAAUCAGACCAAGGAGACGGGGAUCUACAUCAAGCGUUGCUGUAAGGGCUUCUGCAUCGACAUCCUGAAGAAGAUCGCCAAGUCGGUCAAGUUUACGUACGACCUGUACCUGGUCACGAACGGGAAGCAUGGCAAAAAGAUCAACGGGACCUGGAACGGCAUGGUGGGAGAGGUUGUGUUAAAAAAUGCCCACAUGGCUGUCGGAUCCCUAACCAUCAACGAGGAGAGGUCAGAGGUCAUCGAUUUUUCUGUUCCCUUCAUCGAAACCGGAAUUAGCGUCAUGGUUUCCCGCAGUAACGGCACCGUUUCACCUUCCGCAUUUCUAGAACCCUUUAGUGCAGAUGUGUGGGUGAUGAUGUUCGUGAUGCUGCUGCUGGUGUCAGCAGUGGCUGUGUUCGUGUUCGAGUACAUCAGCCCUGUGGGCUACAACCGCUGUCUGGCUGAUGGCAGAGAGCCUCACGGCCCGUCUUUCACCAUCGGUAAGGCCAUCUGGCUGCUUUGGGGUCUCGUCUUCAACAACUCCGUGCCAGUCCAGAACCCCAAAGGCACCACCAGUAAAAUUAUGGUGUCAGUGUGGGCCUUCUUCGCUGUCAUUUUCCUGGCCUCGUACACUGCCAACCUGGCUGCUUUCAUGAUCCAAGAGGAAUAUGUGGAUCAAGUCACGGGUCUCUCGGACAAGAAGUUCCAGAGUCCCAAUGACUUCUCUCCUCCAUUCCGGUUUGGCACGGUCCCGAACGGGAGCACAGAGAGGAACAUCAGGAACAACUAUCCAGAGAUGCACACCUACAUGACGGCGUUCCAUCAGAGGAACGUCAACGAAGCUCUGCAGAGUCUGAAGGCCGGCAAACUGGAUGCCUUCAUUUAUGACGCCGCCGUCCUGAACUACAUGGCCGGCAGGGAUGAGGGCUGCAAGCUGGUGACCAUUGGCAGCGGCUACAUCUUCGCCACCACGGGAUACGGCAUCGCCAUCCAGAAGGAGUCUGGGUGGAAGAGACACGUGGACCUGGCCAUCCUGCAGCUUUUUGGCGACGGUGAGAUGGAGGAGCUGGAGUCCCUGUGGCUGACGGGGAUCUGCCACCACGAGAAGAACGAGGUGAUGUCCAGCCAGCUGGACGUGGACAACAUGGCCGGGGUCUUCUACAUGCUGGGCGCCGCCAUGGCUCUCUCCCUCAUCACCUUCAUCUGCGAGCACUGGUUCUACUGGCAGCUGCGCUUCUGCUUCAUGGGCGUCUGCUCCGGCCAGCCCGGCUUCGUCUUCAGCGUCAGCAGGGGAAUAUACAGCUGCAUACAUGGGGUCCAAAUCGAAGAGAAGAGCAGCUCUGCGUUGAACUCCCCAUCAGCCACCAUGAACAACACCCAUUCAAACAUCAUGCGCCUCCUACGCACUGCCAAGAAUAUGGCCUCCCUGUCGGGGGUGAACGGCUCGCCGCACAGCGCCCUGGACUUCAUCCGUCGAGACUCUUCUGUUUAUGACAUCUCGGAGCAUCGCCGCAGCUUGGCUGGCCAUUCAGACUGCAAACCUCCUUACAUGCCUGAAGACAACAUGUUUAGUGAUUACAUCAAUGAAGUGGAGAGGACGUUUGGGAACCUUCAUCUCAAGGACAGCAAUUUAUACCAGGAUCACUAUCUACACCACCAUGGUUCAACCCCAGGGCUCACUGGUCCUCCUCCCAACAGACCCCACAGUUUGGGCAGUGCUAGUUCUCUGGAGGGUGGCAUGUUUGACUGUGACAGCCUGGGUGGGGGAGUGGCUCCUAUUUUCACCACCCAACCUUGCUCAGCUCUGACCCACAGGAACAUGAGCAAGUUUGACCUGUUGUCUGGACAGACUCCUCCCUCAGGCCAGAGCUUCAAGGGAGGACUGCCUGAUGUCUAUGGGAAGUUCUCCUUUAAAGGUGGUGCCUCAAGCUCCACUUACAUUCCGGGACCUAGCUACUGUGGGGGGAGAGGAGACGAUGAUGGAAAUAUACGCUCAGAUGUUUCAGACAUUUCCACACACACUGUAACAUACGGAAACUUGGAGGGUAAUGCCAAGAAGCGCAAACAGUACCGAGACAGCUUAAAAAAGAGGCCGGCCUCUGCAAAGUCCAGACGGGAACUGGACGAAAUUGAGCUGGGUUAUAGGAGGAAACCCUACCACAUCAGCCACCACCACUACCACAGCCAACGCUCUGCCUCCCCGCCACUAUUGCCCUCUGAACGCAAGCGAGGGGGUGGAGGAGGAAACGGCAAUGGGAACUCUUACCUCUUCAGGGAAAAGGAGAGUGUUCGGGACUUUUAUCUUGACCAGUUUCGUCCCAAAGAGGGGGUCCCUCAGUGGGAGCAUGUGGACUUGACAGAGGGUCCUGGAAACAGAGAUGGAGGAGUGCCAACAUGCACCUCCUUGGUGCCAGUUGAAGACUUUCUGAAAAGCAAACCCAAGAAGUCUGACUCAAAGGGUGGGCCAGGGUCUGGAUUGACAGGGGGAGAAUGGGAGUGCAGGAACUGUCGAGCUAGUGGGGGCAAGCAGAUGUCCAUUCAUGGAGGAGGUGGUGGGUAUUCAAGUGGCAUGGGCUGUGGGUCCUCAGCUGGUGGCAGCCGCCCGAGCUCUGCAACCUGCAUGCGUUGUGAGGGUUGUAAAAAGACAGGAAACCUUUACGAUAUCAGUGAGGACAAUAACCACCCCUUGGAACAAAUGGGGGGAGGGAAAGGCGGGGGAGGAGUGGGAGGUAUGACCGCAGGUCCUCAGGCUCAAUCUCAGGCCCAGCAGAGGAGAAAGAGUGGAGGAUUUGGGAAGCAGCUAAGGCGUCAACAUUCAUACGACACAUUUGUUGACCUCCAGAAAGAAGAAUCAGGUGGAAUGGGAAGUCUAAUGGGAGGCUUAGGGGGAGGCAUGGGUGGACCUGGGAUGGGAGGAAUGCUGCCCCCACCAAGGAGUGUUAGUUUGAAAGAGAAAGAACGCUACAUGGAAGAAAACAGCCCCUUUGCACACAUAUUUGAACGCCAUGGGGGCUCAGAAAGGGAAAGGGACAGAGACCCAUUGUUUUAUGGAGGUGAGAGCCAAAAAAGCUCUGGUUCCCCAUUUGGACUGUUCAGAGGAGGUGAGGGCCUCCACCGCCGCUCCAUUGGAGAGAGAGACAUGAGAGACAGAUCUUUGAUGGAAGGUGGAGGUGGGGCAGCAUUCUCUUUAUCCAAAUCUCUUUACCCUGACAGGGUAAACCAAAACCCCUUUAUACCCACCUUUGGUGAUGACCAGUGUCUGAUGCAUGGAGCCAAACAAUAUUACCUGACAAAGCAACAGCAGCAGCAGCAACAACAACUUCCCCAAAACAGCAGAGGUGACUUCAGGAGUCAAUUGAGUGCAACGUCAUAUCUGCCAGCAUCUGCCACAGCUGGGGGGAUGUCCAAUGUGCCCCCCCGGUUCCCAAAAGAGCUCAGUCUUGGUGGGAUGAACCAUCACGGGUCUAUGUUGGCAGUCGGACCCCCACGUCCCUUCAAUGGAAGCAAUGGCCAUGUGUACGAGAAACUCUCUAGCAUUGAGUCUGACGUGUAAGAGACAAAGAGGAAGAAGGAGGAGCGCAUCAGAGGUUCAAAGUGUUUGGAGAUCAGGGGUAUUUCUUAGAACUAAAUGGACACAAAGCAGCUUAAGAUCAUGGUGGCACAAAGAUGACUUAAAGAGGGGUCAAAUGAGUGGCAAAGGCAAAACAGGUAGAGACUGUUGUACAAGAUAGAGAAUGAAGAUGGGAAUAAAAUAUCAGGACAUCCUUAGGGGGUUAAGGAUGCUAAACCUCUCUUAAAAUGGCCAAAGCUAUUCUACUUUUACAUCCACAUACAAUCAAUCAACAUUGUCUUUAAUCUCACAAAAGCCCUACACUUCAACAAGUUCCAUCCUCAUAGCCACUGGUGUGCUAGAAGUCACUGUGCGUAAUUGAUAUCUUGACAAAGCAUCACCUUGUUUUAGUUUUCUACAGGGGCCACAGUUUGAGGGCUCCUGUUGGGUGCUUGUGAGGAACCACAGCAAGAGUGGCUACGGGAGAGACCUGCCCAUGUACCCCUGUGACAAUUUAGAGAUUAGACGUCGUCACAUAAGCGAGAGCCACAACACAGCCUGUCUUGGACAUCUCUCCCUGAACCCUUACCCACUCCUCUUCUUCUCCGUCCCAACUUCUCCUCCGUAUCUUUGACACCUCAAGAGCUGUUUGCUGAUGAGAAAUACAAUCAUGAAUGAUAAUAAGAUAUUCUUAUAGAAAAACAGGGUACACGAACAACAAUAACGUUGUGAAUAACAAAGACAUUCAUGCUGUUUAUGGUAACUCUGCUUGUGAGACCAGACCUUUUGUUUUAUAUUCUGUUGGUAUAGUAUUUGACUAUUCUCUAAAUAUCUGUAGUGGUUGUGUUCCAUUUGCUCCUGGUGAUGCCAGGAAGAUUGUUCUUGGUUCGACCAACAAGCCAGAAAGACUGAGUCUUUUACUCCUGUGUUUUCUUCUGUUUUCUGUAGAAUAUUUUACUCCAUGACCAUUCGUGUAUGUGCUCCAGGAUUUCAAAGACACAUUUGGAGUUGGGAAAUUCUUGAUAUUUUAAGACAUUCCUAAUAAUCAAGCACGCACAUGCUUCAAAACACACACAGUUUCUUUUGUUUCUCUUCAGUUUUUUUUUUUUGUCAGUCUGAACUCGUGUUACUGUGAAGAACAACGUUUUCACCAGAAGCUACUGAGAGGAAGGACGUGCCUUAAAGGUCUCCAGUGGAAGUGUCCUCCAGUUCACACACAGCUGCACCAGAACAGACCAGCGCUCAUUCAGGCUGCCCCGUGUUGCCGUCACAUAUGAGCCAAACCCGCUGCAGAAAUUCGACAGCGGGCUGCUGAUGAUGAUGGUUUCCAUACAAGACGCUGUUUUGAGAUCUUUUAUACCUUCGUAAAAAUAUUUCAUAUGUCAGGUAUGAAUGGUGUUUUAUGAACCAGACGUAAUCAGGAUGUCCCACUGUUACUAAUAAGCUGAUGUGUCUCAGUUCAUAGCAACGGAAGCCUAUAGACCACCUGUUUUAUCCAUCCUGCACAACACCUGUCACUUGGUUCUUGCUAGCACUCCUUCACAUCACACCAACAGUCUGGAAGGUUCGCACAGAAAGCUUCGCUCGGACAUUGUGUAAAACCAACAUUAUGCACUGUCACUUAUGCAGACCUGCUACAAUAAAGUUGUAGAAGAAGCUGGUAUAAAAGGCAGGGUUGAGGAACUGGCUUGGCACCGGGAAGGCAGCUGCUUUGCAAAAGAUUGUUUUUCUUUUUUACUCCGACUGUUGUAGAUAGUCUUUAGCUAAAGAGGCCUCAUUUAUUGCACAGGACAUUUUACUCAGUGUAGGUUCAGGCACUCAGUAGACAUGCCUUAUGAUCCCUCACCCCAAGUUGAUGACUCAUCAUGUACAGACUUCAGAGGCUUCUAUUAGUUAUUUGAAGGUCCGAUCUAUGAUUGGUUGGUGUCACAAGUUCAAGGGCUGAGAGUUAUCACACAGGAGUACUGGCCACAGAGAGGACCUACCGGACUGUGUGUCAAAUGAUUUUUUGUAAUUAUGUCACACCCCAAUAUAAAAGCACUCAUGCAAUAGGUUGAUAUGUGUGUUUGUGCGUUUGAAGAGAAGCAGACCAUUAUUCAACAGUAAGUGCUUUCUUUCCCCCUAAUCACGCUGUUAAAUAUUCAUUACUUCAACAGCCUCUACUCCCUAACUCCUCGGAUAACACUGAGACUGAUCGAGUUAGCCUUAAAUCAGAUGCACCCUCCCUCCCACACACACACCCCAAGACACUCCUAAUAAAUAACUUGGGAUCUCUGGAAUUUUUAUACACAUUUUGGAAGUUCAGGUGACCCAAACUCAGCAAGGCGGAAGAAGGGUUUAACGCAGAAAUUAAUGGCCAGUUAGGAUUUUUGAAGUGAGGCUCUGUGAUGUUAUCAAGAGUAGCUUCUUUAGCUGCACAAGAAAGAUCCGUUAUCGCAGCGAGUUAAGUAGAACAGGGAAGAAGGUGUGACACGUCAGACACACGGCAGUUUCAACAAAAGUCUUCCUGCAGAUUCGACGGUACAGCUGCCAGCUCCAUCACUAGUUAAGCCAGAGUGCAUCGCCUAUUUUCAGCAUACGGAAAAAUCAUAGGCAUUAGCUACAACAUGAAUAGUAGGUGCUACAAAAAUGCCACGGCAACGAUCCGGUGAUAACAUUACUUAAUUUCACGCGACACCAUGCAAAGGCUCUGUUUGCUUGGAAAAUUCACUCAUGCUAAAUACUUGGAGCGGCUCCAACACAUGGGCAGUCUGACCUACUUUUUGAUUAUUUCAGCUUGGGAUUGUUUAGCCUCUAGGGGGCGCACUUAGACCAUUUAUAGAGCGUUACAUGUUAAGCCCAAGAUGGUCAGACAGAAAAAAGUUGAUGACAGAGCAUAUUAAUAUACCUUAUCCCUAAAUGGGACGCCACACAGUUUGCCCCAGCAUACGUCUAUUUUGCAAACAUAAAAUGUGUUUAUUUCAUCCGCGUUAGACAGCUGUGACAUACAUUUCUUUUGAUAAACCAAAAUAAUAUCAGCCUUUAAUUAGCGGAAGACUCGCUGCUAAUAAUAAACAGGUUAGAUCUGCUAAUAUAGUGUUUUGUUUUAUUCAUUGGAACGUUUUCUGGACAUAUUUCUGGCUCAAAUCCGACCAUUUCUUAGCCUUUCUAUAAAGCGACUGCAACACGACGUUUUUCUGUCACAGCCAGUGCUAACUUUACAGAGCCUCGCUUCAAAAACCCAGAACUGCCCCUUUAGGAACAUGAGAGACGUCGAUUUGGGCAUCAGUGUCAGCAUUAGUACGUUCGAUCUUUUUUGUGUAAAUAAAUAUAUAUUUAAGAAUCUUUUCACUUUGUACAGUAAAACAGACAGACAGGAUGUAACUUUCAGUAUGUUUUACAAUUUAAGAAAUAAAGCUGUGAUAAAAACUCAUAAAAUCAACAAAAAAAAAGAAUAAAAAUAUGCAAAAUAUAGAAUAAGACACAAAUAUUACUAAUCAUAAGUGAUAUAAUUGAACCUUUUUAUCUUUUUCUUUAAAUCUCAUGUUUACUUGAUUAUAAUAGUUUUACCAAUACGGAUUAUGUUAAGAGUUCAGAAUUUUUUUAAUUAUUAUUAUUUUCUCUAAAUUGUUGCAAACUGAGGAUAAUUUACUGUAGGUGUAGACGUUUAGUGAUUAAAAAGGGAAAGCUUAGUUUUAGGAGUCUAUGUUAAGUUUCCCUUGGAUUGUGUUAGACUCUAUCUUUUUAAGAUAAGCUCUUUCUCCAUGCUUCUCGGCAUAGAUUCAAUUAUCUAAACAUUUAUGAUACGAUAUUACAUGUAUACAGAGGUGAUAUUUGCAUAUAGAGGCAGCAGUGUCUUGUGACCCUUCGUUUCGAAGCAGCCAUUCUCGUUCAAAGGUUUCUGAGGCGUUUGUGUUUCUUGUUGCCCAUUUUUUUGGGGACUUGGGCUCUAAACGGUAAUUGCACACAGAAUUUAGAGCCAUCAUCGGCCCGGCCUAUCCUGCUCCCUCUCUUUGUUUGGGAUAGACAUCACUGUGGUAAUGGAAGAUUACACACACACACUUAGGCACACCGGACGUUUUUCCAAUGUUGAUGUUGCUGAGAGUUUCGGUGAAAUAUUGUGGAGAAACCAACCCAAGCCGAAGUGCAGAUUCAUCUCCAUCAGAGUGCGGCUGAAAUGCAUUUGUGCAACCCCUUAUUAAAAGGUGAAACAUUUGUUCCGUCGUGUCUCAUUUUGUGCAGGCUUUCCCCCCGCUCCUUUAUUUAAACUCGCGUUGCUAAACUGUGUUACUUGACAGCCUAACAGCCCUAAAAUGUUUCGUAUUCUCGUUCAUUUUAUCCAUUUUGAUUUAUUUACUUAUCUCAGGUCUUUUUAUUGAUGUGUCUCAGCUCUUUUGUGUGAUCCUCUGCAUUAGAGAGAGAGAAACGGCUUCAUUAAUUUGCAGCGGGUGCAUGUGGGACGCCAUGCAUUCGGAGAUGAUUUUUCUCCUCCUUAUUUUGUGUGGCUCUAAUUCCAAUAAGUCUGUGUAAUCUUCUCCAACACCCCGAGAGAAGAAAUUCAUCUCUCCACUGUUGUUUUUUCUUUCUUUCUUUCUUCUUUUCUCUCUAACUGCUUUCGUGUCCACGGGGUUGAUUGAAAAGUGAAAAAUGUAUCAGUGUGCACAUAAACUCUGUUAGCGGUCCAUUUUCUCCCCCCUCUGCAAGGCACUGAAAUAAUUCAAGUCAUUUGCAAUAAACAGCACAACCAAACAAUGUUCAUAUUGUACUCUAAAUAUGCUAAUUUAUCAGCUCUUGUUUUACAAGAGCAGGGUAGUUAGGUAGGGCUAGUUACUGUCAGGGUGGUUAGCUAGUCCUAGCUAAUGUUAGGGUGGUUAGCUAGGGCUAGCUAACAUUAAGGUGGUUAACUUGUGCUAGUUAAAGUCAGGGUGAUUAGCUAGUCCUAGCUAAUGUUAGGGUGGUUAGCUAGAGCUAGCUAACAUAAAGGUGGUUAGCUUGUGCUAGCUAAUGUCAGGGUAGUUAGCUAGUCCUAGCUAACGUCAGGGUGGUAAGGUAGGGCUAGCUAACAUCAGGGUGGUGAAAUAGGGCUAGCUAACAUAAAGGUGGUUAAAUAGGGCUAGCUAACAUAAAGGUGGUUAGCUUGUCCUAGCUAACGUCAGGGUGGUUAGAUAGGGCUAGCAGACAUAAAGGUGGUUAGCUUGUGCUAGUUAAAGUCAGGGUGAUUAGUUAGUGCUAGCUAAUAUCAGGGUGAUUAGCUAGUCCUAGCUAACGUCAGGGUGGUAAGCUAGGGCUAGCUAACAUUAAGGUGAUUAGCUCGUCCUAGCUAACGUCAGGGUGGUUAGAUAGGGCUAGCUAACAUAAAGGUGGUUAGCUUGUGCUAGUUAAAGUCAGGGUGAUUAGUUAGUGCUAGCUAAUAUCAGGGUGAUUAGCUAGUCCUAGCUAACGUCAAGGUAGUAAGCUAGGGCUAGCUAACGUCAGGGUGGUUAGCUAGGGCUAGCUAACUCUGUUGAGGUGUACCUGAUACUGUUAAAACAUGAGAUUUUCACCCCUACAGCUCAGGUGAAGCAGAUUAACUCGGGCUUGUCAGGAGUCUUUAUUCCCCCUUAAGGCCAAAUUGGGCCCAGUCUCCUUUUUUUGCAAAAGAGCAUGUCGCAUCGCAUUUGGGUGGCGAAGGGCAAAACACUGUGUCCCCUCUUUCCCCAGUGUUGACACACGAAGAAGAAGUAGUAGUGGCUGUGACACGCGUAUGAAAGAUGUUUUUUUUCCCCUUUCUAUCAGGAACAAAGACCGGAACAAGGGGAGAAAAAAAAAACGGGUGUCUGGUGACAUUCACUUUCCCGACUUUGAAACUGCUUGUGUUUAUUUGAAAACAGAAAUAAUAAUGACAACAAAAAAAUGAGUCAGUCAUGUGAUUUCAUCCCAUGCAGACAGGAAGAAUUCAACUGUGAUAUUACAGAACUGAUUGUUCUGAACCUUUAUGUAACUCAGCAGUUCGCACUCUCAUCAGUUUCUCUCUGUUCACUGAAAACAUUUUUUCUGUUCCCCUUCAUGUUUUAGUUACAGACGUCCGUGUGUGUUUGUCUGGGUAUACUGUGCCUUGCAGAAGAAUCCGUGGCUCUUAAACUUUGUCGCAUGAAACUGCAAUACCUUUUACUGGGAUUUUAUCUGAUAGAGCGAGUUGAAGUUGAAUUGGGGAUCUGCCAAAUUUCUAAGAAAAAUCAUCCAUAGUUUUCGCCUCUAUUCAAUAUCUACGUCUGAUUACUUUUUGUUUAUUGCGGCAUAUCGAAGAGGAAAAUGGUUUUCAAACAUUUCCUCAAAUAAAAGGUUUUUUUUCUGUUUUUAUUUAAGCGUGUCAAAGGAAACGUGGUUGAAUGCAGCAAAGUGUAAAGAAUUUUCUUUUAGAAGUAAAGAUCUGAAAUGUUGACAUAACUGCUUUGAGCCACAUCUACUCUGACACCCCUAAAUAAAAUAAUUUCUCUUAUUUUUUCAGAGAUGGGAUCAAAUUACACUCUGGGGAUGCUACUGGUUUUCAUUUGAAGUUAAGUGAUUGUGUUAUUUUUUUUUAGGGGGAUCAAAGAAAAGGGGUCUGAAUUCAAAUUUAUACCACAUUUAUUUUUGGGAAGUUUUUUUUUUUUUUAACUAUAUAUAAAUUCCCUUCCACUUUGACAAUUAUACCUGGCUUUGUGUCGAUUUAUCACAUAAAACCCCAAAAUGUGUUAGAGUUUAAGGGGUCGGGAUACUUUUCAAUGUGCUGUAUGUGUACUAUCUCUUGAUACUGCUUCAUAUUGAUGCACAUCAAAUUUUCUACUCAACUGUGUACAGUUCUGUUCAAUAUUCCCGUUUUCCAUCUUCACCCGCUGUCGUUCCUGAGGUGUUUCCUCGGUGUCGCAUAAGGGGUUGCAACGCAAUGCUUUUCCCAAAGCGAGACGAAGUCGCCGAAACCCACCGAGACCGCGUCACUCGACCACAGUGACCGCGGCUGGCGGAAGGGUAACAUACGAGUAGUGUCAUCAUCAUACACAGAACAUUUGCUCCUGGCCGUCGUUUUCUCUUUUUCUUGGCCGUUUUCUUUGAAAUAAUGCCAAAAUUUUUACAGCAGAAAAAAAAAACACAAAAACAGCUAAUUGUAUAGGUUCUGUAUAUACCAAAUACUGGGGGGGAAAGUAUUUACCUUCACCUUUUUUGUAUUAAAAAUGAUUGACGUAUUCUCAAUAGCAAAUUUAACCAUGUCAUGACAAAAUUGCAAAAAAGGAAAAAAAACAAAAGCAUCAUUAAGGUACUUCUAAUAAGGAUAAUGCCGAUAUCUACCAUUAUAAGUGCUGAAAUAAGACUAUUCUUUCUCUUUGUACAUGAUGAACAAAAUGAAGUGUUGAGUAUUAAUAAUAAAAGUAUAAGUUUCAGAUGGA